UACGGUUGACUCGGCUCAGUCUGAUCCGAGCCAAGCCACUGCCCUGGCACGACGUUGUUCGCUCUGUACGCGGUUCUAUCCGCUGCUAUUCUUCCUCCUGUUCUUGACACACAGCACGGCACAGUGCACUCGGGCCCGCGGUCUAAUCCACUGGUGUCAUCGAUUACCGAUCCAACUUGCUUCGUACGCAUCGAUUCUCGCUGCGCGGUCAGUUUAAGUCGUGGCGAGCUCCCGCUCUCGCCGAGUUCGCCCGACAGACGAAAAUCACCGCCUGAUAUGUCACAGUGCAUACACCAGCACCGUGUCGAUUGGUUCACGCGCGUCCAGUGAACGACCGACGGAGCUCGAUUCCUUGGCUUGGCUUCGCUCGUCGCACGGUUUUUGUUCGGUUUUUCGUUCUCGACGUACAUACUUAUAAAUAGUACGUCUGCGAAUCGUGACUCGUGCGCGCGUUCGUCAAUACAGAAACGUUUUAUGGACCCUGCGGUGAUUCGACACACCGGAAGUGUGAUGAUCCUUCUAGCGGGACGUGCUGCAUCGAUCAACGCGGCGACAGCGUACCUUCGAUCUGGGAUCUAAGUUUCGCGGUCAAGGAUGACCGAAACCGAUGAGCGGAUGAACGAGUAAAGCCAGGAAGGAAUCACAAGGGAAACGAGGGCUGCCGAAGGAAGAGAUGGUGGUGGAGUGGCUCUGCCCUGGACUUCGGCCGGCCGGAAGCCGUAGGCCCCGUCUUCUUCAUUGCAAAGUGAUACUUCUCGACGAACACGAACUACUGCAAGAUGUUUUGAGCUCGAACCUUGGUCAGGAACUGCUGGAUAGGGUGUUCAGGCACCUGAAUCUAUUAGAGACUGCUUACUUCGGUCUACGUUACCUGGAUCACAGCAAUCAGACGCAAUGGCUCGACCCGAGUAAGAAGAUCGGAAAGCAACUGAAAGUCCAAAAAGGAGAUCCGAGCUCGGAUGUCUACACUCUCUACUUCGGUGUGAAAUUCUACGCGGCGGACCCCUGCAAGCUCAUUGAAGAGAUCACAAGGUACCAGUUUUUCCUCCAAGUGAAGCAGGAUAUUCUCCAAGGACGACUUCCUGUGUCGUUCGACUUGGCCGCGGAAUUAGGAGCAUACGUCGUCCAAUCGGAACUCGGUGACUACGAUCCAAGACGACAUUCUGUGGGCUACGUUACUGAAUUUCGGUUUUUAGCGAACCAAACUACGGAAUUGGAAAAUCGUAUAGUGGAACUUCAUAAAACUCUCGUAGGACAAUUACCCUCUGCCGCGGAGCUGAAUUAUUUGGACAAGGUGAAAUGGCUGGAAAUGUACGGGGUUGAUUUGCAUCCCGUUUUGGGUGAAGAUAGCGUAGAGUAUUUUUUGGGUCUGACGCCAAGCGGGAUAAUUCUACUACGUAACAAGUCCAAAGUGGGAAAUUACUACUGGCCUCGAAUCAAUAAGAUCUAUUAUAAGGGUAGAUAUUUCAUGCUAAGAGUCAGCGAAAAGAAUUCUGAGGAGAGAACGCACGGUUUCGAGUCACCGUCAAAAGGUGCCUGUAGACAUCUAUGGAAGUGUUGUUUGGAACACCAAGCAUUUUUCCGGUUAAUGGCUACCGGUCCACCACCUUUGAGUCCUUACUCUCGUUUCCGCUCGUACAGUCCUCCGUCUAGCUCUGAGAAGCACACGGUGAUCAGACGGAAUCCACCGCCGAUUUUCCAGAGGACACCUAGUCGUAGGGCACAGCGACGCGUGGUCGAAGGCCAAGAAAUGGUCGGCCCGUUCGUGGAAACACCCGCGACAGUGAAUUCGAAUCCGAGUAGCAAUUCGGUCGGGGGAAACGUUCUGUGCAAUACUCAAAAUGCGAGACAAGUGAAUAAUUCAAGUCCCAGGAGCACCAGGAGCGCGCCGUGGACUCAGAGCCAACCUCGUGGUCUUUACACUUCGUCUAGUCCUCGGUCGGUCCGCUCUGCAGGAACGGCACCGGCACUCUUGAGCAGACUCCAACGACGGAGUAGCUCUGUAGAGAGCCAAAGUUCAGGUGACAGUCAUAGUCGCGGUGGUCAUCGUAGAAGAAGUCAUAGUCAUAGUCAUCGAAGACAUAGUCGUCACUCUGAUUGCGAAUCGGAGCUAUCGAGAGGUUCGGAUACAAGAUCGGGCCAUCGCAAGCACCGUAGAAAGCACAGAAGCUCCCGAUCAUCUAGACACGAAUUGGUAGAUUCCGAACCGCAAUGGAAAGAAGCACAGAAGCGGAAAGGCGAAGGAGUUCAACGGGCUGUUGUGAGCCACACGGAACCAAGAAGGAGGCAUAGAAGUAGACACCGGAGUCCUUCUCAAAAGCAACCAUUGCCAGACGAACUUAGGAAACACUUGGAGUUUGGGCUAGUCGAUACUUCCGGAAUGACUGAACAGCAACGACGAGAGAUACCAUAUACGGUGGUUCAAUCACAAUCAUCCGUACAACAAUGUACGCUACAGUCUAGCAAUUCUCGAUUGGAUGACGCAGACUCAUCGUCCCUACCUAGAACGAUCGGACCCGUUGGCAAAAGAAACAGAAGAACGAUACAACAUAGUCGCGACGGAAGUUAUAAUUUGCCGCCGACCAGGCCGAGUCCAGUCGAGACAAAAUACUACGAUGGUAGUAGGAGCGAGUGCAAUAUGAGGAAGGACUUUUAUUAUACUCGUAACAACAGAAUAUUAAUAGGAAGUAAUGUGGACAGUGGGCUCGGGGAAAGUACACCGCAGGAAUUUUCAAGUUGCUGCUCAAGUUCCGCCGACAGCGCUAAGCCUAAUCGGGUACCGCAAAUGCAAUUAGGGGGAGAGGUACGCUAUGAACUGUCUCCAAAUCAAGAAAUCUACCCUCCUGUUGAUACUACUCUGGAUGCUGUUCUUCAGCCCAUUAUAUCAACUUUAACAAGGAGACAACGGAACCGCCCGAAAUGAGCUUGAAGCUUUAAACAAAUACAAAAUAGACAUUUAUGCACAUAUUGUAUAUUUAAGAAAGUUUUAUACCUCAUUCAAAUUAAAUAUCUAUAAUCCCAUCAAUCACUGAAUCUUAUGAAAUGGAACAACGUAAACAAUGAAUUAAAUGCGCAGCACUUUUAUUCCUUGAUUAAAAAAGUGUCCCUAAUCUCAUCUAGUCUUUAUUUAGCUCUCUUUAGAUGCCAUGUGCCUCAUUAGGUUUCCUAUAAAUUUUUCCAUCUUCUUUAAAUCUUGUGCUAUCUCUGUUUUAUAUUGUAGACACUAUGGAAGAAAAUUAUAAAUGUAUUAUUUAAGUAGAUUUUUAAGACUUACAAGGUAAGUUGUAUAAGGAUAAAGCUUACCGUUCUGUUAUCUGUAAGUUUUAGACAUAGAACACCUUUAUUAUGGCAAUAUUUCAUUGUAUACCGAGCCUAAAAUGACAAAAUAAUAAAUUAUAGACUUCAUGAUUAUUGAACUAUUUAUAAAUGUGA
Messenger RNA from Bombus terrestris (buff-tailed bumblebee), 3432 nucleotides. Its product is annotated as band 4.1-like protein 4A. The record is from RefSeq and is a predicted model, not a curated record. The transcript has 16 exons. Bases 674 to 2923 code for a protein of 749 amino acids. Gene Ontology annotation, cellular component: cytoskeleton. NCBI's taxonomy places the organism in Eukaryota, Metazoa, Arthropoda, Insecta, Hymenoptera, Apidae.